CUUCACGCUCACCUGCUCUCACUUUCCUUACUAGUCUUUCCCGACCUGCCCAGUUACUUUGUUCAGUUCGUCUUCAUCUUUGCUUUGGAGCUCUGUUCCUCCUGUGCUUGCCUGCCUGAUUUUUGGGACUCUAACCUGAUGCAACAGGUUGGACUCAGUCCACUGAGAUGCUACUGAGCGAUGGGGAUGGGUCAGAGAAGGAAAUCACGCCGGUGAGGCAAUCAAGCCGAACGCCAGCCCCCAUAAACCACUGCAGCUACACCGAGUGACGCAGCCAUGCCCCGCCUGCCCUCCUGAUUGUCGUCCCCGACCUCUGCACCUUCCCUUGGUCAAAUCAGUCACAGCAGCCCCAGCAACUCCCCGUCAAGUCAGCAUGGCUACACCCUUUCUGUGGAAGCUGUCGUCCCAGAAGCUGGGCUUUUUCCUGGUCAGCUUCGGGUUCAUCUGGGGCAUGAUGCUGCUGCACUUUACCAUCCAGCAGCGAGCCAGCCAUGAGAACAGUGCCGUACUGAGGCAGCAGAUCCUGGACCUCAGCAAGCGUUACAUCAAGGCCCUGGCUGAGGAGAACCAAAGUGUCAUGGAUGGGCCAUAUGUGGGUACCAUGACAGCUUAUGAUUUGAAGAAGACCCUGGCAGUGCUGCUGGAUAACAUCAUGCUGAGGCUUGGCAAGCUAGAGUCCAAGGUGGAAAACAUCUACAACGGCACGGGGGGCAACCUAACCAACGGCACCAGCACUGCAACACCCAGCGGCACAAACUCAGAGAAAGUAAACGUGGCAGACCUCCUAAAUGGAGCCCAGGAGAAGUGCGAGCUGCCGCCUUUGGAGGGUUUCCCUCACUGCGAGGGCAAGAUCAAGUGGAUGAGGGAGAUGUGGCGCUCAGACUCCUGCUACGGCAACUACGGCGUGGAUGGAUCCACCUGCUCCUUUUUCAUCUACCUCAGCGAGGUUGAGAACUGGUGCCCACGCCUGCCCUGGAGGACAAAGAACCUGAAUGACGAAAUAGACAGGAGGGGACAGGCGGAGGUCCGGACCAGUUUCGAAGAGCUUUACCGUGUGAUGUCACAGCGCGAGGAGUUCCGCUGGAUGAUGCUGAGGAUCAAACGCAUGGCUGAGCCGUGGGUCAGCGCCAUCCGCUCGCUGGCUGCCAAGCAGAACCUGGCCAGGCGUCGGAGGAAGAAGAUCCUUGUGCACUUGGGCCUGCUGACCAAGGAGUCAGGCUUCAAAAUAGCAGAAAAUGCCUUCAGUGGUGGCCCGUUGGGCGAGCUGGUCCAAUGGAGCGAUCUCAUAACCACGCUGUACCUGCUGGGACAUGAUGUUCGCAUCUCCGCCUCCCUGGCUGAGCUCAAAGAGAUCAUGCGCAAGGUCAUGGGGAACAAGUCCAGUUGCCCAACCCAGGGUGACAAAGUGGUUGAGCUUAUCUACAUUGACAUUGUGGGCCUCACCCAGUUUAAGAAGACGCUGGGACCCUCCUGGGUCCACUACCAGUGCAUGCUGCGGGUGCUGGAUUCGUUUGGGACGGAACCAGAGUUCAACCACGCCCACUACGCACAGUCCAAGGGUCACAAGACACCCUGGGGGAAGUGGAACCUCAACCCGCAGCAGUUCAACACCAUGUUCCCUCACACCCCAGACAACAGUUUCCUGGGCUUCGUGGUGGAGCAGCACCUCAACGCCAGCGACAUCAGGCACAUUGAUGACAUCAAAAGGCAGAACCAGUCAUUAGUCUACGGCAAGGUCGACAACUUCUGGAAGGACAAAAAGAAAUACCUUGACAUCAUCCACAGCUACAUGGAGGUUCACGGCACAGUGCACGGUACCAGCACUGUGCACCUGCCAAGCUACGUCAAGAACCACGGCAUCCUGAGCGGCCGAGACCUCCAGUUCCUCCUCCGAGAAACCAAGCUGUUUGUGGGUCUGUCCUUCCCCUAUGAGGGUCCCGCCCCUCUGGAGGCCAUCGCCAACGGCUGCGCUUUCCUCAACCCCAAAUUCAACCCUCCGAAGAGCAGCAAGAACACCGAUUUCUUCAAGGGCAAACCCACUCUGAGAGAGCUGACCUCUCAACAUCCAUAUGCUGAGGUGUACAUUGGUGAGCCCCAUGUGUGGACGGUGGAUAUCGAGAACUCUGCAGAGGUGGAGAGGGCCAUCCGCUCCAUCCUCAGCCAGAAGAUUGAGCCCUACCUGCCCUAUGAGUUCACCUGUGAGGGGAUGCUGCAGAGAGUCAAUGCCUUCAUUGAGAACCAGGACUUCUGCCACGGUCAGGUGAUGUGGCCUCCUCUCAGCGCCCUGCAGGUCAAACUGGCUGAUCCAGGCCGCUCCUGUAAGCAGGUCUGUCAGGAGGAGCAGCUCAUCUGCGAGCCGUCCUUCUUCCAGCACCUCAACAAGGACAAAGACCUGGCCAGGUUUGGCGUGGACUGUCAGACGGUGGAGUCCAGCGCCGACACAGUGGUCCCGGCCUACAGCGAAACUCGCCGCCACUGCAUCUUCCAGUCUGACCUGCUGCUGUUCAGCUGCGCCGGCGCCCACCAGUCAUUGCGACGCAUCUGCCCCUGCCGUGACUACAUGAAGGGCCAGGUGGCGUUGUGCAAAGACUGUCUAUAGCACCAACACACAGGCUGAUUGGGGGGGGGGGCCUGACAGAGGCUCUGGGGGGUUAAAUGAAGUUGGAGCAGCUUAACAUGUGUGUGAGUGUGUUUGAGAGACAUGCAACUGUCGAACACACACAACAGACUUUUUCAUUCAUGGGACAGCGUAUGUUCAUCAUAUUUAUUGUUUCCUCCAGCUGCUGGAAGUGAAGCAGCCAAUCGGAACAUCCGUCAACCCUCUGAUUCACCGGUGGUGGCGCCGCGACUCCUGGAAGCCGUGUAAAAUUACUUGAAUCAACAAAGGGAGUCGUCUUAGACUUACACACUGCAGCAGAUGAGCUCUCUGCUGCGUCCUUGGAAGACUGCACAUAUCAGUGACUGCCUGUUUGUCUUCAGGUUCAUCAGGGCAGCGAGGGACCAAGGAGACUCAGCCGCCCCUUCCUGACAGCCGCCCCGCCCCCUCCAUCCACCUCCCCUUGGUUUAAAUCUUAAACUGUUUAUCCUUUAGGUAGGUUUGCACUGGACUGGCAUGCCUGAAGGCCCACAUACAUACACACACACACAAACACACACACACACACACACACACACACACGGGGCCAAAAUGGCGGCUAAAGAAGAACCCAGUUUUACACUGUAACCAACUCGUUCCUCUCCUCCGGACAGAGGUGAUGAGAGUGGACAUGUAACGUAGAUAUCUAGAUUUUUAUUCUGGAGGAUUUAGCAUUUCCUGACACACACCCCAGACUUAAAGCGAUCCUCAUUCCCCCGUUGAAAGACAGGAAAGUCCAAGUUUCAUACGUUCACUUUUAAAUUGCACACUUGUUUUAAACAACUGAUGAUUUAUUUAACAGAGAGUUGAGUGUGUGUGUUUCUACAAGAGGCCAGUAGAGGAGUGUUUUUGUUUGACUGUUUCAGCACACCAUCCGGUACUACGCACACACCAAGAGGUGAGGAUCAGGGAGGGGGCGAGGGUCGUUCUCUGUAGCUGAAGCUGCUGCGUACAGGGUCGCCGUGUCGUAGGAUUUUGUGACGUUGUGUUGUAGAUGAUAGAGCGUCGUCAGUAGCAGUGGUAACAACUAGAUGCACUGCAGCCCAGGCGGGGAAGCCUUAACGCGUUUUCCAAAGACGCCACAGCCUGCAGAGAAACAUGCUUGUCCGUGUCUUUAUGUACACAGAAAUACAAAAAAGCAGCCAUGCUCAUUUCCCAUCGACGAGACACAAGCUGGAAAUCUUUUAAAGCAACCUAUAAGUAACAAAGACAUGCCAACGACGUGUUCCUGCAACGCAAAACCUAGCAACUCCAUUUCCUUUCCAUAAUUGUUAGGAUAAUAAUUUGCCUGCAGAUUUGCAAAGAAAAAAAUUCAGAUAAAAUUCGUAGUUCUUGUGUUGAAUGGAACAAAUGCACUACGGUAAUCUAUUCGCAGAGGUUUAACAAGAUAUUAGUAACACUGUAUAUUGUUCAUAUGGGUUUUAAAGUUUCUUUUUUAUUUAUUUUGUAUACAGAUCUUUAUCUCUGUUUGCUGGAAGUCUUUGUUUUUUUAUUUAUAGGAGGGUGUCUUUUUUUCCUUUUAUAGAUUUUUAUUUAUGGAGAGUAAUUUAAAAAAAACAAACAAAAAAAGCUUGCCUGUCUUCAAGUGUAUGACUGAGAGUGGGAGGCUUUGUCCGCUUCUGUUCAGCUCUCAGCAGUGAUGUGGAGACAAGUUAUAUUUAGGGCCCAGACUCUGAGCCCAGAUGAAUUGCUUUGCAUUUUAAAAGAUGAUGUUUAGCAAUUAGAAGAAUGCAAUUUGAUAUUUUAUUCCUUAAAAAGCUGAAGAAUUGCAUGAGGAUUGGUUUUAAAGUAAAAUCAUUUGUCUUAAAUUAUUUUAGUCAGGUUUUAACUGCAGAAGUCUUUUCAUCAUCACUGUUAAAUAAUACUGCACCCACAAAAUCAUCAUUUGUAUAGGAGUGAUUUGUUUUCCUCACAUGCUUCCACAGUAAACAGAAUCCAAAAAAGGCGAACAGUCUUCAUGAAUUGAAGAGAGACUGCGUUUAACAGCAAAACUACAUCCAAUCAUCUGAUUACAGACUUUCACACAACACAUGUAAUAUCCCAUCGUGUGCUCAGGGCUUCCCAAACACAUGCAUGUUUAAUAACAUUUCACAUGCAACAUUACAAAACACUGCCACCUAGCAGUAGCGUGCCCUGAGUACAUGUGGACCCAGGCUGGAUAAGGUAAGGUACAACUUUAAUGUCCCUGUGGGGCAAUUUGAUUUGAUGAGACUGUUUGCACUGACCUGUUUUAAAUUAUAAUGUUUUAGUGACAGCAUGUGUCAGGGAGGCACUGAGCGUACGACUGGAGUCCUGAUUUCUUAAAGUUUCUUUUUUACCUGGCUCUAUGUGAAGAAGUCAUCACCCCCUUGUUAAAUCACAAAUUAACUGUGAUUAACCACAUUUUUUGGAAAGCUGAGUUCAAUUUCACGAGACACACUCAGGCCUGAUUACUAGGUGUGUAUCCCGUUACAUCCAGCGUAAAACUAACACAGCAUUAUGUAAAAAGAACAUCAUACCAACAGUCAAACAUGGUGGCGGUUGUGUGAUGGUCUGGGGCUGCUUUGCUGCUUCAGGACCUGGACCACUCGCUGUAAUUGAUGGUACCAUGAAUUCUGCUCUCUACCAGAAAAUCCUGAAGGAGAAUGACCUCAAGCUCAAGCCAAUUGGGUUAUGCAGCAGACCUGAAAUGACCCGAAACAGACCAGCAGGUCCACCUCUGAAUGGCUGAGUGGCCUAGUCUAAGUCCGGACUUAAAUCUGAUGUAAAAGACUCAUCGCCAGUUAGUGCAAACAAUUGAUUGCAGUUGUUGUCGCCAAGGGUGGUGCAACCAGUUAUUAGGUUUCAGGGGCAAAUACUUUUUCACACAGGGCCAUGUAGGUUUGGAUAGCUUUUUCCCUUAAUAAAUGAAAUUAUCAUCAUUAAGUAUGACAAAUAAGCAAAAAAUUAAGAAAUCAGGAAGGGGGUAAAUACGUUUUCACAGCACUGUAUGUGUUGAUACAGUCUUACUGUUGUUAAACGCAGUCGUUCAUGAAGCACAUUCGCUUUUUCUGGAUUUUCUGUUCGUCAUGGAGGCAUGAGUUCAAGAAAACUCCCAGUGAGUAAGUGAUUUACACAUGAUCACUCUGCAGGUGAAGUACUCAUAAAGAUGGACAGCAGUGGACAAAACGCCUCAUGUUAUUGUGAACGCCAGCAGGAGCCUCAUACACUUUGUGCUUUGAUUUCCAAUCUCAGUUUUUCUGUUUGCACAUGUGUAAAUUCAGACUGAAUGACAACUGUACUUUGUCGCUGUGUCUGCUCAGACUGUUUUUAUGUUUUCUUUUUGUUUUUUUUUACUUUUGUAAACAGGUCAGUGAUCUGCUGCCAAGUUAGUGUUUUAAAGAACAUGAUGUGCCUUUUCAUGGUUAACUUUGGUUCUGCUUCUGUUUCGUUAUCAGUGAGCUGUUUGGGCCUGACAGUUGGCCAUGGCGUGUCAGGUCAGCGUCACUUGAACCUAAAAAAAGAAAAAGAAAAAGCUCACACCCUCGUGAUCGAGCCUUCAGUCCCAAAUUUAACUCCACAGGUCCACAGGUCAGCUAAAGGAAUCUGUUGUCUGUUUACUGAAUCAGUUUUAUGAAAUCAUUUUAUUUAUUCUGAUCUAUCUCCUAUUUAAUACAAUUAUAAUCAGUCCAAACCUUGUGAUCUGUUAAACUGGGUCAAGUUGCUCUGGUUUGGAGAAGUGUGGUGACAGGAUGAGAAAGGAUAACACCAGUGUUCAUUCAGCUAACUGGAUUAUACAGGAUAGGAUUUUUCUAUCUUUGAAACUUAAGUUAAGACAGGACAAGCAGUUGGAUAUUUUUCUGUCAUGACGCCCCUUGUGAGGAGUCAGAUUAAUGCAGAACAUGUGUGAAGCAUCUGAUUUACUCACAGCCCUGUGUUGUGUUGCUCCCCUGCAUGACACCUCCUGCAGUGUGGGCUCAGACUCUACAAAGGUUGAAGCAGUGACACAGUUAAGAAACAACAGUGGUGUUAUCCUUUCAUUUUAAAGAUAUGGCUCAUGAUAUUCUACAGUUUUGUCAGUCUGUGACUCAAUACUUCCCCAACAGGAAGGAACGUGUAGAAUAUCGCCAGACUUAUCCGAAUCCACAGUGAAACUUGGCUUCAGUUGUUCAAACCUUUGUCGUCGGAGUGAAAGCCUUAUUUCCUUUGUGUCAGUCUAAGCAUGCUGUCCAUCAAUUAUCAGCUGUUUGAUUUCAAGGAAACUAAAUAAUUUCCUCACCAUAUCUGUCUGUGUUAACCUCGGCAUCAAAUGUCUCCACUGUAUAAAACAACACAUGCUACUUAGUCAUCCGAACAUGUACCAAUCUUUGUGUUUCAAUCUCGACCUUGUUUGAAUCUGUCCGUCAGCAUCUUAGCAUCCAGUGACUGAAACAACAGAGUGGUGAUGAUUGUGGUCCAAGCAGCGGAAGGCGAAUAACGCAAUGACAACAUUUUCUUUUUUUGUUUUCACAGUCCUUUGACGAGUAAGAGGGAUAUAACUUUAUUUUUAAAUAAACCUUUUUUCUGUGACAAAAGG
Molecule: messenger RNA, 7169 nt
Organism: Epinephelus lanceolatus (giant grouper)
Lineage: Eukaryota; Metazoa; Chordata; Actinopteri; Perciformes; Serranidae
Gene: mgat5
Product: alpha-1,6-mannosylglycoprotein 6-beta-N-acetylglucosaminyltransferase
Biological process (GO): protein N-linked glycosylation
Cellular component (GO): Golgi apparatus
Molecular function (GO): alpha-1,6-mannosylglycoprotein 6-beta-N-acetylglucosaminyltransferase activity
Source: RefSeq, a predicted model, not a curated record